AUGUCAACUCCAGCCUCAAAACCCCGUCGCCGGAAUUCUUUUAUCGGCCAAUGGGAUAAUACAACAAAUGUAGUCAACAUAAAAUCAAGAUAUUACAGCACUACUACCGCAGAUCGCUAUACAAGCUCUCAAAAAGCAACAUUUACCAGAUGGUUAAAUAUCCAAUUGCGCGCUCUUCCACUCGAUAUAUCAAACUUUCCAGAGAUAAAGGCUAUCGACAUGGAUUUUCGGGAUGGUAAACUGUUGAUCAAACUACUCCAAGUUCUAUACCCCGAAGAUACCGACUUGCCCAAGGCUGAACGCGGAAAUACGAGACACCAUCAUAUUGCGAAUGUUAAUAAAGUAUUAACGUAUGUGCGAGACAAGCUUGAUGCCUCGAGUUUAGCAGCUUUGGAUGCUAUCGGUCCAGUUGAUAUCGUGGAUGGGAACGUAAAGUUGACCAUGGGUUUAAUCUGGUUGGUGAUCUCAAAGUUCCAUCAUCUGUCUUCGGUUUUUGAAGUUGACCAAGUUGUUAUCGAAGAAGCAGUUAAUGAGCAUGACAGAGAAGAGAGUGAGGUGUGGUAUUCGAGCGGAGAGAGUGAAGUGGAAAGAAGUAUUAGUGAUAUAGUCGAAGAGGAAGAAAGUGUAGAGGUGAGUAAAGUGAGUACGGGUGUAAACGAGGAGGAACAAGACGUAUCUAUGGUAAACAAACAAUCGAGAGCAAGCAAAUAUGAUACGGAUUUGAGUUUAGAAGAACCGGGGGAAAAUGAAGAGACCAAAGUGAUAGAUAAAGACGAAAACACCGAAACGCAGACUCAGGGCGUUAGCGGAAAUCUUGAAACCCCACCGGAAUCGACUGGAAAGGGGGUCGAGAAAAUCACGUCAAUUAUCGACGAGGAAUCAAGCUCUGCACAUAAAGUACGUCAAAUUGUAACCGAACCCGAAGAUUAUAGUUCUUCAUGGGGCUCAUCCACGCUGCACUUACCACUCAACAGAUCCCGACGUCCCCUUCCCCCUCAAUACGUUUCGAAACGAAUGUCGAUGCCGGCAAGCGCUUUCGAAACGUUAAACCAGAAACCAACUCGCACAGCAUCCGGCCGUUUUCGCACACUUCAUGUACGUUCCAAUUCGACGCCAAUACACUCAUCCUCAGGGCUUUUAUUCUGGCUCAACGUCCAGCUUAUUGAUCUCGAAGCCCAGCUUCCCGGAAAUUUGUAUCCUGUAAAGAAUUUUGAAAGCUUGAAUGAUGGAAUAUUAUUGACCGCGCUCGUGCAUCACUUGAAUAAAUUUUGGUUAGAUGACUUUGAGUCUUUGAUUAAGGAUGAGGGAGGAGAUGAGGAUGGAGAGGAAAGUAAAAAGAGAAAAAUAAAAAAGAGAUUGAGCGAGUGUUUUAUCAUAUUGGAACAAAAAUUGAGUGUAAAGCAACCGACAAAGCUGAUCGAAUUGCUUGUUAAGAGUGAUGAAAAUGCGGAUAAAUCGGGCAUUGAAUGGAGCCAGACUGUUUCAAAAGUUUUGAUACCGGAUUCCAAUGUUGAAACACAGCGUUCCGGAUAUCCAUCUCUGCCAGUCUCAAAUGUCGACAAACCGCUUCCCCCGCCACCAAUCUCUUACGCGCCUACGACCAACAUGCAACCUCGUCCACCCGAAUAUCACCAUUCCUCUCAACCUCUUAUGCAAGCUUCCAAACUUGCAUAUGCUACGCGCGAGGUUCCUUCUCGAUCGAUACCAAAUUUUGACAAACCGACAACCUCGUCUCCACGUUCUCAUCCUCGACGUCGAUCAUCAUCGCCUCAACCAGCUUGGGCAUCCUCUUCUUCAUCAAUAGUCGCGGCCAUCUGGGAGUGGACAUCCAAUUGGCUUGCAAACGAAUUCGAAGACCAGGAGAUGUACGAUUUCGACGAUAUAGAUGAAUACGAUAGAUCCGGGGCACGUGAACUGGAUUUUGAGGAUAUCGCACGUCGUGAGUAUGAUGAAGACAUUCCGUUGCAGCUGUUGUUGACUAACAUUGAUCAUUCGUCGAUCUAUUGGACACGUCGGGCUUGA
Paraglomus occultum is the source of this 2022-nucleotide messenger RNA. The record is from the annotation of a GenBank genome assembly. NCBI's taxonomy places the organism in Eukaryota, Fungi, Glomeromycota, Glomeromycetes, Paraglomerales, Paraglomeraceae.